Molecule: messenger RNA, 1075 nt
Organism: Solanum stenotomum
Lineage: Eukaryota; Viridiplantae; Streptophyta; Magnoliopsida; Solanales; Solanaceae
Exons: 5
Coding region: 1-1074 (357 amino acids)
Biological process (GO): beta-D-galactose catabolic process via UDP-galactose, Leloir pathway; glucose metabolic process
Molecular function (GO): carbohydrate binding; aldose 1-epimerase activity
Source: RefSeq, a predicted model, not a curated record
AUGUCUUCAAAAAAUAAUGUAUUGAUCUGUUUGUUCAUUUUUCAUCUGUUGGCUGCCUCUAGUGUUUCAGGGAGCAAGAUAGGUAUCUAUGAGAUCAAGAAAGGAGAUUUCUCUGUUAAGGUCACUAAUUAUGGUGCCUCAAUCAUCUCCGUUCUUCUUCCUGAUAAGAAUGGAAAAAUAGGUGAUGUUGUUCUUGGAUAUGACACGAUCGAGGAAUACCUGAAUGAUAAGGGAUAUUUUGGAGCUCUACUUGGAAGGGUUGCAAACCGGAUUGGUGGUGCUCAGUUUACUUUGAAUGGAACCGUUUACAAGCUUGUCCCUAAUGAAGGCAAUAACACGAUUCAUGGUGGUCCUAAAGGAUUUAGCAAAGUUGUCUGGAAAGUGAGCAAGCACGUGCAAGACGGACCCUGUCCUUACAUAACUCUAACUUACCAUAGUCCUGAUGGCGAAGAAGGAUUUCCUGGUGAUGUUCUUGUCUAUGUUACCUAUGCAUUAAAAGAUCCAUACAAACUUCGCGUUGAAUUUAAGGCAAAAUCAGUGAACAAGGCCACUCCAAUUAACCUGUCUCACCACCCUUACUGGAACAUUGGUGGUCACAACAGUGGGGACGUCUUGUCCCAAGUUAUUCAAAUAUUUGCAUCACACAUCACCCCAGACGAUAAACAACACAUUCCGACAGGCGUAAUUUCCCCUGUCAAGAACACACCGUACAACUUCCUUAAACCCCGUAAGGUGGGGAGCAGGAUUAACAAACUCCAAAACGGAUAUGACAUGAACUAUGCACUAGACAGCACUGAAAAUAUGAAGCCUGUGGCAAUAGUUUAUGAUAAGAAAUCAGGAAGAGUGAUGAAUGUACAAGCAACUGCACCUGGUGUGAUACUUUACACUGCAAACUUUGUCAUUAAUGUAAAAGGGAAAGGUGGAUUUGUGUAUCAGCCUCAUUCAGCAUUGUCUUUGGAGACUCAAGGGUUCCCUGAUGCUGUGAAUCACCCAAACUUUCCAUCGUCAAUUGUGACUCCAGGAAACACAUACGUCCACAACGUGAUGUAUACCUUCUCCAUCAAAAAAUACUAGA